AGACGAAACAAACUUUUCAUUGUUAGCAAGACCAAAAGUUGUUCCAGACAAAGUUCUAGUACAAAAGAAGUACACAAUUCCACAAGGAGUUGGUAUGUUCGGAUACCAACCCGAACCAGAAGAACUUCCAAUGAGGUUGCAAGAACUUCAAGAUGCUAUAAACAAACUUCCAUUGAGACAUCCAAUUGA
Messenger RNA from Trichomonas vaginalis G3, 189 nucleotides. RefSeq lists its product as uncharacterized. The transcript has a single exon. The annotation marks the transcript as partial. The record is from RefSeq and is a predicted model, not a curated record. NCBI's taxonomy places the organism in Eukaryota, Parabasalia, Trichomonadida, Trichomonadidae.